Cajanus cajan (pigeon pea) is the source of this 1546-nucleotide messenger RNA. Its product is annotated as putative ADP-ribosylation factor GTPase-activating protein AGD11. The record is from RefSeq and is a predicted model, not a curated record. Gene Ontology annotation, molecular function: GTPase activator activity; phospholipid binding. NCBI's taxonomy places the organism in Eukaryota, Viridiplantae, Streptophyta, Magnoliopsida, Fabales, Fabaceae.
UUCCCUAUCUUUCUACUGUCAAAAUCCUAUCACAUUUAAAUUUCCAAUUAAAUUUCCAAGUGUUUAUCGUCUUUUUUUUCAAUGCAUGUCUCUUAAAGUUUCAAGCUUUCACCUUGAUGGUUGUCAGAAAACAAUUUCAUCAAAGACCCUUUUGAAUAUUUCCAAACCCGUGGUUUGUUCAUGUGCAGAAAUUAUCAUCACUUUCUUCUUGAUACUAAAAAUUUAAGAAAAAUAUAUAUUCUAAUAUAGAAGCAAUUGACAUAGGGUUGAUCACAUAUUGUAGCACUAUAUUUUUCUUUUGGUUUCAAAUAUUGGAGGCCAGAAAUGUCUAUACAACAUGAAAAUCUUGAUACAAAUGAUGUAAUAUGUCCACAAAAAAGACUAACAAAUUUGAUGCAUGGUGCUGGAAACAAGUUUUGUGCUGAUUGUGGAACUCCAGAACCAAAAUGGGUAUCUUCAAGUCUUGGAGUGUUUAUAUGCAUCAAGUGUUCUGGCAUACAUAGAAGUUUAGGAGUCCACAUAUCAAAGGUUCUAUCAUUGAAGCUAGAUGAAUGGACAAAUGAACAAGUUGAUGCAUUAGAAAAGUUGGGUGGAAAUAUAUUAUUAAAUAAGAAGUACGAAGCUUUCCUCCCAAGUAGCAUAAAAAAACCAAGACCAAAUUCAACCAUUGAAGAGCGCUCCGAAUUUAUUCGAAGAAAAUAUGACUUACAACAAUUUAUGGAAGGUGGUGACAAUUUGUCAUGCUCCAUUGUGCCAUCUCAAGGAAGAAAUUUUUCACUUGCUCAAAGUAGCACUUCAUACUACAAUUCUUUUAUGGACAAGAAACCAUUUGAAAAGCAACCAACUAGAAAUCGUAUUGGGAAUGCCUUUCGAAAUAGUUGGGGAAGAAAAGAUUAUGAGCACAAGUCUGUAAAGAAGAGUACCUCAUUGGCAGGUAUGGUUGAAUUUGUUGGGUUGAUUAAGGUUAAUAUCGUUAGAGGCACUCACCUAGCUGUUCGAGAUGUAAUGACUAGUGACCCUUAUGUCAUCAUUUCUUUGGGUCAUCAAUCAGUAAAAACACGUGUCAUAAAGAAUAAUUUGAAUCCAGUUUGGAAUGAAAGCCUAAUGUUAUCAAUUCCAAAGAAUAUUCCUCCUCUUAAAGUGCUUGUGUAUGAUAAGGAUACAUUUUCAACUGAUGAUUUUAUGGGAGAAGCUGAAAUAGAUAUUCAACCUCUAGUUAUAGCUGCAAAGGCUUACGAAAAAUCAACAAUCAAUGAAUCCAUGCAGCUUGGGAAAUUUGUAGCAAAUAACGACAACACCCUUGUUAGAGAUGGUAUCAUAUCCCUUGAUGAAGGAAAAAUCAAACAAGAAAUAUCAGUGAGGCUACAAAAUGUUGAGAGAGGUGAGCUGGAGAUUGAACUUGAGUGUGUUCCUCUAACUCAAUAGUUGAAUAAAUGUUAAGGGUCAAAACUUAGACCAAAUUAACCAUAAUAGAGCUCAAAUUAUGAAAAUUUGAAUAUGCAGAUUGUCCUGCCUCUUUCUUUCUUGUACAUUAUUUCAUGAAUAG